Dibothriocephalus latus is the source of this 552-nucleotide messenger RNA. Lineage: Eukaryota; Metazoa; Platyhelminthes; Cestoda; Diphyllobothriidea; Diphyllobothriidae. The record is from the annotation of a GenBank genome assembly.
AUGGAAAUCACUUUCUGUCAAAACCAGGCCGAGGAACAGUUACAUGCGCGCGCGUACAGGAAGGUGACCCAUUGUGUCCUUCUGGGAGUAGGCCACGACCCGAAAAGUAGACUGGAUGGUCGAAACUACCAGUCAAAUGUGGGCGCUGCAAUUGAGUCUGGUCGUUUUGAUAGCAGUUGGGAUCUUAAAGACGCCGCAGACCCGCGAUUUCAACGGGUCGAUCGUGUGCAGCAGUACUCCGAGAAGCGCACCCGCAUCACGGCCACUCCAGAUGCCUACUGUCGAACGGAAAACGAUCGGCAAUUUAGAUGCCCUGCCAAUGCCUCGCCCACCCAGUUGCCUACACUGAAGUCGGGCACUGCACCCUUUUCCAAGUCCUCCACCUGCAACUCCUUCUCUGAAGUCGACGACUUCUCUGAUCUGGACGCCAACUCUCAGCGGCACGAUCGCACCGGAAUCGCAAAGUCCUCUCGGACGCAUAGGACUUCCGUUAUGGAAAGGGUCCAAGACUUGGUCACUGGGGACCUCAUUCGUGAGGGCAAAAUGAGAUAA